Molecule: messenger RNA, 4874 nt
Organism: Leptopilina heterotoma
Lineage: Eukaryota; Metazoa; Arthropoda; Insecta; Hymenoptera; Figitidae
Gene: Eip78C
Product: ecdysone-induced protein 78C
Exons: 10
Coding region: 1568-3277 (569 amino acids)
Biological process (GO): regulation of DNA-templated transcription
Molecular function (GO): nuclear receptor activity; zinc ion binding; sequence-specific DNA binding
Source: RefSeq, a predicted model, not a curated record
UCGAUUGGAUUAAUAAUUAUUGGCAAGGGAAUACAAGGUGGUAAAAAUGUAUAAUACGUAACCAGAAAGUACGAUAUAAAGAGCAAAAUCUGUUUUAGCAUAAGCAAGCGGGUACCGUGAUCAUGGGUAUAGAACUAUAGGUAUAGCAACUGUUAGAGCCUUCUCGGUACUUUUCGGUCAUUGAACUAUUAUCGUUGGUGAACCCAGUUGGUCCACUCCCUCCUCACCGAUUCCAAGCUCUGUCUUGCAGCAGCUUGUUCCGUCCGGUCCCACCAUACCACACUAGUGACUCCUCACGUUCCUGGACAGCUCUUCCCCUCGACAUCCAAUGGCUUCUGCCUCAACUCCCCACCAGGUACGCGAAACUUGAACGCAACGAUUGCAGAGAAAUGGGAAAAGACACUGCACUCGCAUAAACAUUCAGUAUCUUUAAGCAUGCGACAACGCUUCAACUAAUGAAUAUUCCGUGAACACGUGAUCGCAUAACCACCUUAAAUAUAUCUUUUUUCAAACCGAGACAUUUUCUUCAAAAUAAACAUUUUUUUUAAAAUCAAUUUACAUUUCUUUAUUAUUAUUCUUUAUUUUCUCUUUUUUCCCAUCAUCAAGUUUAUGUGACUCGAUUUAAACUAAAAGUGUACAAAAAAGACAAUUUUUGUGUCAUCGUAACAAAAUGCACGUGCUUUUUCAUAACUUUUGAAAAGGUAACGUGCAUACCUUCAAUAAAAGUUGAUGUGCGAUUUGUAUGUGUUUAUACUUGCGGGUAAACGGUGAAAAGGUGAAAGUGAUUUAUUGAAGAACGAUAUACUUUUAAAUCAUUGCCAUUUAAAGGACUGUGUCAUUUUCAUUUUUUUGUCAUUUUUAAAAUUAAAUUAUUCUUUCUCAACCUGUCGAAAAAAAAGAAGAAAAGAGAUGGAUUACAACUAAAAAUUUGAAAUGGAAGAGAAAAUGAAAUUUAACCGGAAGUAUCAAGUCAUCAGUGUAAAAAGUGACAUUUACUUGAGAGUUUACAGUUGAUAACUUGAGAUAAUAAAAUGCUAUCAAAAUGUCAAGAAAAAAUUGGAGAACUACAUGCAAAGACAACAAACAAGAAGCAGUGAAUGAUGUCUAAUAGAAAAAGAAAUCCAAUAUAAACUUCGAUGAUGUAAUAAAGAAAUAAUAUUACGAAGAGGAAAAGGAAAGAAGUAAAAAUUUCAUGGAGAUGAAACUCUAUGAAAUUUAAAAAUAAUGGGUUGAAGUUACCGUUCCUUGACUGAUGCAUAAAAUGCCAAUUACUCUAUUUUUGAAAAAAGGAAUUUUGUAAAGAAAAUACAAAAAAAAAACUUAUUUAAUUAAUCAAAAGACUGUAGAGUGUGUGGAUCCAUUGGAAAAAACAAUACAUAUCAUUAUAAUUGAUGGCCAAAAUCAGUUUCUAAAAACAUUUUUAAAGACUCGUUCGAUUAAAAAUUAAAGUUUAUAUUUUUUUCAAAAUCAGUACAUUUUAAACUAAUAUUUCUAAGUUAAUUGAAUAUUUGACAACCUUUAAAAUUCUGCAACUGGGAAAUUUAGAAAGAAAAUUAUUAUUAAAACAAUGGAUGUUUAUAAAAUUGACCAAUCUCUUACUGCCAAUUUGGGCAGUACUACAGCACCGGAUACUCUUAGUCCAGAAGUGUCCUUCAAUACAGGAAGUGAAUUUAAUUUAAGUUUUUUUGAUGGACCUGAAGAAAAUAGUACACAAGGUUUUAGUGAUCCAGGUUCUGUUGGCAGUGCGAGUGUUUCACCACCACCUGUGAUUUCUGGUAGUACAGUUACAUCGACCACCAUAACAUUACCAACUGCUCAAUUACCAUCAGGAAUUGUCAUCAAACAAGAACAACAUUAUGCAGCUGCUGAUUCAAACAGUUCAACACCUGCCAAAAGUUUCGUUCCGUGUAAGGUCUGUGGUGAUAAAGCAAGUGGAUAUCACUAUGGUGUCACAAGUUGCGAGGGUUGUAAGGGUUUUUUUAGAAGAAGUAUUCAAAAACAGAUAGAGUACAGAUGUUUAAGGGACGGAAAAUGUUUAGUUAUAAGACUAAAUCGGAAUCGCUGUCAAUAUUGCAGAUUCAAGAAAUGUCUAGCAGUUGGCAUGUCGAGAGACUCGGUAAGAUACGGUCGAGUUCCGAAGAGAUCUCGAGAUCGAACGACUGAUGAUGUGGGAGCAGUAUCAACAACGAUAACAACAGCAACAGCUACUACUACUACAACUACGACGACUUCCCGUGUACAUCAACUAGCAUCCAGCAUUAAUUAUAACUCAAACAACAACAACAACAACAAUAAUGAUGAUGAUAAUGAUGACGAUAAUAACAGUAGCAAUAACAAUAAUAGCAGUAGUAGUAGUAGUAGUAGCAGUAGUACUAGUAAUAACAAUAACAAUAUCCAGUGUCAGAAUUCGGUUUCACGUGUACCACCUCCUACUAUAGUUGAAGCUGAUCAAUCGGACGUCGAUGAGAAGCAAUUAGCUAUUUACGAAGUUAUUCUUCGAGUCUCUCAAGCUUAUCAUGCUCAUUGUGUAUACGCUGAAGAGUCUACAAGAGAUUUAGUUCAAAAGCCUAUCAUAAUACCACCUUCAAGUCCAAAGGAUCCUGAAGUUGCGUCAUCUAUGGCAGAAACAGUGGAAUCUCAAAAAAUCUGGUUGUGGCAACAAUUUGCAAAUAAAGUAACGCCGUCGGUUCAAAAAGUUGUAGAGUUUGCAAAGCAAGUACCUGGAUUUUCUGAUCUCUCACAACAGGAUCAGUUGAUUUUAAUAAAAUUGGGUUUCUUUGAAAUAUGGCUUAGUCAAAUAUCGAAAAUGACCACCAACAUUUCCAUGACUUUUGAGGACGGUACUUAUCUUACUAAGCAGCAAUUGGAAUUGAUAUACGAGCAGCCCGAUUUCGUGUCAGACGUAUUGCAGUUUACUACAUCAUUAAAUGCUCAUAAGCUCACGGAUGACGAAUUAGGUUUACUUUCUGGUGCUAUUCUUCUUAGUGAGAGACCUGAAUUAAAUGAUUUAAAAGCAGUACAAAGGUCGCAGGAUCGUUUACUCGAAGCCUUUAAUACUCUAGUGACAAGAAGUAAUUCAGUUUCUAAUGAAAUCAUUGUAAAUGGAAUGAAUACCAGCAAUCCUAGCAUUUUGCAAAUAAUGCCGGAACUCAGAUCCCUUGGGAUUCGACAUGCAAAUCUUCUUGAUUGGUUUAAAAAAAAUUGGACAAAACUCAAGUUACCACCAUUAUUUGCUGAAGUUUUUGACAUUCCUAAAUGUGAAGAAGAUUUACAAUAAACAGAUUUCAUCAAUAAAAUUUGCUCAGCAUGAAGAAAAAUGUUAUGCGAAGAUAAUCACUAGAAGUUAUAGCAAGUGGAAGGGAAAUACUUUAAAAGACAUUAAUUACGUUUAGUUCAAUUUCUACAAAACGAAAGUUUUGCGAAAAUGGAUAUCGCGUAUUUAGAAAAUUUGAAGUUUGGAUCGCAUAAGGUCCUAGUUAAAAUCAUAAAGAACAAAGUGAAUUGUAUCGAAGAAAUUUUAUCAUCAAAAUGAGUAUUUUCAAGUUACUCAUCAACGUGAAGGAACAAAAGACAUUUUCGCAACUAUUGGAAGGAUUUGCUGCCAACGGAUUGGUGCAAUAGCACCUGUAUAGCAAAAAAAUGUAAUUUUCUACUCCAUUAUUCAAUUCUUAAAAACCAUAUUUCAAGCAAUAAUAUACAUACAAUUCCGUUACAUCGAAAACAGGACAAAAAAUAAAUGUAGAUUUCAUAAGAAAUGUUAACUUUCAAGAGAAUGGAAAUUUCUCAAAAAAAAGUUUGUCGAAGGAAAUGAAUUGUACUAAAAGAGAAGUUUGAGAAUCUUGCCAAAAUUGUUUAAUAAAUCAUACAAACAGCAUGGAAUAUACUAUGCAGCAUAUAUUUAUUGAUAGCAAAAAAAAUUAAUAAAAGUUGCGUAACAUUAAUGUUCAAUGAUAUUUUAAAUAAGUAUGAAAAGACAACUAUAUACAUAAUGUUGGUAGAAAAGACUAAAAAUUUAUAAAAUUAAAUAAGAAAUUGACAUUUUUUCCUUAUGUUCAUUGAAUAAAUUUAUUUAUCAUAUUUUUUUUAGUGAAAAAGAUACAUUUACACUUAUUUAAAAGAUACAUUUUAAAUGACAAAUUGUGGUUAGCUAUAAGUGUGAAAAUAUAUUUCUGUUAUCUACAUAAUAAUUAAGAUUCUUUACAUAUAUUAGAAAAUGUUGAAAAAAUAAAACAUUAAUAUUUAAAAUUUGUUAUUUUAUCAUCUUGAAACCAACUUUGUGUAAAUAGGUCUAUUUAUUAAAUUUUAAGUGUAGUCCAAAUAUAUAAAGCUUGCAAUAAGUAAAAUUGUAAUUCUAUUUUUCUUAGAAGCAAGAAAAUCUCAAUUGAAUUUCACAAUAGGUACAAUCACAGAUCUGUUUCUAAUCACGUAAUCACGUAAUUUUUAUUACAUAAAGUAACAAAGUAACUAAAUAUCAGGAACAUAAUUUCUCAAGUGUCACUGCUAAAGGUAAAAGUUUUCACUAAAAAUUAAAAAAUAUUAAUUUUAACGAGCGGAAAUAUAAUUUUAUCAAUUAUCAACAAUCCAUUGCUUUAAAUACCGAGUAUUUAUUUUGAAAUUUUAAGUUAAUGAAGAUUGAAAAUCCGUUUUCAAAAAACUUGUCCGUAUAUUUUAAAGAGAAUAAAUAUAAGUUUCAGCCACUAAUAUAAAGUGGUUUUUUUAAUAUUUAUUUUGAUUCUAAUCAAAUUAGUAGUUCUACUUCAUAUAGGAGAAGAAACAUACCAAUUUUCUCAGAAAUAUUUUAGAAAGAGUUUUUAUAAAUAAUGAAACGUAUCAUAAUAUUUUUACAUCAAAAUUAAAAAAUAUACACAGCACAU